AUGGCACAUUGCACAACCAUGAGAUUUCUUCUCUGCCUUCUUUUGUGUAUUUCUGUCCUCUACUUGGCAGAAUGCUCGACUAUCGAUAGGCAGGAUCGAGCUAAGAGACAGAUAGCCAAUAUGCCGAAUCCAUUCUCGACGGGAGGUCGUAGACUACCUCCAGGUCGUUACGGUGGCUAUGGAAGCGUGAGACCAGUAAAUCCUUUUCAGAGGGCUUUGGGAAUAAACCCCCUGUAA
Cylicocyclus nassatus is the source of this 237-nucleotide messenger RNA. Lineage: Eukaryota; Metazoa; Nematoda; Chromadorea; Rhabditida; Strongylidae. The record is from the annotation of a GenBank genome assembly.